AUGACCUGGACAUUUAUAUGUCUUCUGACGGAAAUCGUAUAUUGUAGCAUCGUGCUGGCUGCGUUCAUCUUAUGUUGUAAUCAUUCGAAUAAGCUUGUUAAGAACAAGACGCGAGCCAAGUCCAAAUCCAAAUCAAGUCCGAUGAAAAGUGGGCAUCAGAAGAAGAAGAACAAGUCGACUAAGAGCAAGAAGGUGCCCACCAAGUCGACGGUGACCAAGCCCACGAAGGUCGAGGACGUGGACCGGAAUCUGGACAAGACGCAGUCAGUGUAAGGUUUUAUUCGUUUUUAGAGACUUAAGGAUUGUUUGUUCAUUUUAAUUUUAAAUUUUGGUAUUUUUGGGCUAGAUGCUUAUUUGAUUACGGCACAGAACAGCAAAUUUUACCUGAUUUUAACGGUUUUUGGUGGGUCUUCGGAAUCUAUAGUUAAGACCUAUAGUCUUUAUCUCAUUUUUUGUAAAAACUUAUUUUAGCAUUUUAAAAUACGAACUAAGAUUUUUAGAGAAGAUGAAGAAGAAAACAAACAGUCGGCUUCUAAAGACGAUAAACAAGGAUCAGGUACUCCAGUGUCAAAGAAGAGGUAAAAUAACAUAACUUUUUUCUCAAAAAAACAGGUGAUCACAUAAUUUUUUUUUAAAUCAUGUUAACGUAGACAUAAACUUGUUUUUUUCUCUACCAUUAUUGAACUUUUAACUAUUUUAUAAACGUUAAAAUUUUAAUUUUUAGCAUUGAAUCUUUAAUUUUUACUGCUUGAAACCUUCAUUUUCAGCAACAAUGAAUCAAAACCGCAAGACAAACCGAAAUCUUCGCGUAAAAAGACAGCAACAGACCCAGCACCUGCAAAAGACAAAAGUAGUGACCCUGACGAUCCGGAUGAUGUGGUAAUCAAGGAAGAUAAGGUGAAGAAGAUGGGAGUUCUGGACGAGGAAGUGAGGAAACGACAACAGAAGGACCAGAAGGAGAUACAGGACAUGGGCUCUGAACACGCUUUGGACAAAGACUCUGUGGCGCUUCCCGACGGUGCCAAGGUGGCGAUCAAGGUGGAACACUGUAAAUUGUACGAAACUGAACACGAGGGGACAUUGGACGAAUAG
Molecule: messenger RNA, 1092 nt
Organism: Bursaphelenchus okinawaensis
Lineage: Eukaryota; Metazoa; Nematoda; Chromadorea; Rhabditida; Aphelenchoididae
Source: the annotation of a GenBank genome assembly